AUGCAUAAGGGCAAGAUAGGCCUCCUGGUGCUCAUCCCUGGUGUGAUCUUCAUGGAGGGCAACCGUGCCCCUGAGAAAAUCUGGGACAUGCUGAAUGUGGUUGGUGUGUAUCCUGACCAGCAUGAUUUCAUCUGUGGGAAUCCCAGAAAGUUCAUCACUAAAGAUUUGGAUUCUGAAAAGUACCUGGAAUACCAGCUGGUAUCUGGCUGUGAUCCUCCAUGCUAGGAGUUCCUGUGGGGCCCAAGGGCCCGUGCUGAAACCAGCAAGAUGAAAGUCCUGCAGUUUUUCUCCAAGGUUGUCCGGAGCAGCCCAACUUCCUUCACAGCUCUGUAUAAGGAAGCCCUGAAGGAUGGAGAGGAGAGAGCCCAGACUGGAUAUGCCUCCAUGACCAAUCCUGUUGCCCGGGACAACUCAGGUUCUGGGGUCAAGCCCAGCACCUUCUCCUGCCCUGAGUAA
Messenger RNA from Arvicola amphibius (Eurasian water vole), 456 nucleotides. RefSeq names its product melanoma-associated antigen B18-like. The transcript has a single exon. Lineage: Eukaryota; Metazoa; Chordata; Mammalia; Rodentia; Cricetidae. The record is from RefSeq and is a predicted model, not a curated record. Gene Ontology annotation, cellular component: nucleus. Gene Ontology annotation, biological process: negative regulation of transcription by RNA polymerase II.